AUCCUUGGUGUGACCGCGUCAGUCACCAUCCUUCGUCAAGGAUGCACAGAGACGGCUUGAUCGAUUUCACGGCUGGGAGUGUGUCAGGCCUCGUUGCCGAUGGAGCGACCCAUCCCAUCGACACCAUCAGGACGAGGCUAUGGGUUCAAGGUCCUGCGACAGGGUUGGAGUAUCGAUAUCGGGGGCUGUGGGACGGUUUCCGCGAUAUUGUGAGGAAAGAGGGUAUCAAUGCCCUCUUCAAAGGGUUUGGCAGCGUUGCUCUGCUCACUCCCGUGGCUCAUGGGUUGUACUUCGGCUCAUACGAGUGGUCGAAGAUGAAGUUGCAGUCCAUGACGACCAAGAGCGGCGCUCGCGUGAUGGGUGAGACGUCUGCGCACAUGACUGCAGGAUUCUUAGCAAACUGUGUGGGAGCAUUGAUCUGGAACCCGAUGGAUGUGGUGAAGCAGAAGCAGCAGGCAGUAGUUGGCGAUCUCUACCACGGUCCCGUCGAUGGACUGGUCACGAUAUGGAGGGAGGGAGGCCUCAUGCAGGGGCUGAUGCGGGGCUACUGGUCUGGCAUCGCCACUUACGGGCCCUUCUCCGCCAUCUACUUCAUGACGUACGAGCGGUUCAAGCUUGACUGCAUGCGGUACAAGUUGACUUCGGGCAAGCUUAACACAGCGCAUUUCAUAGUUGGUGGUUUCUUCGCUGGUACUGUGGCGGCCAUUGCCACUGCCCCGAUCGACCUGAUCAAGACGAGGAUCCAGGUUUGCGAUGGAUACCGUGGGGUUGUUCAGACUGCUACAAGGCUGGUGAAGGAAGAGGGCGUCGGCAUCUUCACCAAGGGGCUCAUGGCCCGAGUGAUCUGGGUGGCUCCAGGAUGUGCAAUCACCAUUGCCGUGUUUGAGGAUGUCAAGAUUCUCAUGGGUGGCAAGCCCUCCCUAUGAUGGCGGACCUUUCUCUUUUCUGUAUUUCUGCGUGUCGUUACUCGUUCUAGUUCAUGUUCGUGAGAUCAAAUCUCAUGUGUUUUUCUUUCAAUCCACGUUUUUCGAUAAGAUUUCAUGAGAUGUUUUGUGGCAGUUUUUUCCUAUUACCAUAGAACACUAAAGUUUUCAAUACAGAUUUUUCUAUUCAAACAAAACAAGUGCAAGUUAUGUACACACCCUUGUUUACAGGAAAGAACAAACUAGAAUUAAGAGGUCGGCGAGCGCAGGCGUUUCUCCCCCAAGGAGCACACUCUCUCUCCAUGCUCACUCUGAGAACCCUCACCAAUCAUCAGAUUCUGCAAGUUGACACACGCUUGUGAGAGCGACGACAAGCUUGCCGAAUCCUUGGCAUCGGAGCAGCUCUUCAAUCGAUCUGGUCGCCGAGCUACGUCCUUCUCUCGAAGCUGAUUGUGACUUUCACUCCUUCUGUUGAGAAACCAGCAGAGCGAACCAACAGAGUCGUCAGAGAUAUGAUCCAUGGUCUUUGACCGUCUCAUCUUCCUUGGAGGACUGACCAGAUCCAUGUCUGGGUUGUCUGACAUUGGAGACUCCAACGAUGGCUCGAUCCAAAGCAGAGGCUUGACCUUCUUUCCUUCCUUUCUCCUCAUUCCUGCAGAUCGAAAGUGCAUGUGAUGAGCUGGCUCUUUUCUCGAAUCGGCGAUCGGUCCUUGAGCAGAGUUGGAGCUGUCGGGGGACCCGCUGUCCUUGAGAUCAAUCGUUAUGAUCUCUUGGUGUUGUUCGGCGUGUGACUGGCGUGCUUCUCGAAUCUUGAAUUCAAGUAUGUAUGGAAUCUCAACCACAAGAGAAAAUAUGGAGAGCGCCGCCAAGAUUUACCGUCGGCACCAGAGAUCCAAAUCAGGGGAAGGUACGCAAAAGGAGGCGAAGGAAGAACGAAAAUCCAGAGAGAUAUGUGGAGGGUCGGAUGUCAACGAUGGAGGAGGAGAGACGGGGAGAGAGAGAAGGAAGAAGAAGAGGAAGAGGAGGAAGAGGAAGAGCCGCGACGGAGGGGGACGAGAAG
Guillardia theta CCMP2712 is the source of this 1983-nucleotide messenger RNA. RefSeq lists its product as hypothetical. Gene Ontology annotation, cellular component: mitochondrial inner membrane. Lineage: Eukaryota; Cryptophyceae; Pyrenomonadales; Geminigeraceae. Bases 42 to 926 code for a protein of 294 amino acids. The record is from RefSeq and is a predicted model, not a curated record. Gene Ontology annotation, molecular function: S-adenosyl-L-methionine transmembrane transporter activity. The transcript has 5 exons. Gene Ontology annotation, biological process: transmembrane transport.